Molecule: messenger RNA, 552 nt
Organism: Phycodurus eques (leafy seadragon)
Lineage: Eukaryota; Metazoa; Chordata; Actinopteri; Syngnathiformes; Syngnathidae
Product: homeobox protein HMX2-like
Exons: 2
Coding region: 1-552 (183 amino acids)
Biological process (GO): regulation of transcription by RNA polymerase II
Cellular component (GO): nucleus
Molecular function (GO): DNA-binding transcription factor activity, RNA polymerase II-specific; RNA polymerase II transcription regulatory region sequence-specific DNA binding
Source: RefSeq, a predicted model, not a curated record
AUGAGCAAGGGGAACGGCGCCGGUCGGAGCGCUUCUCUGAACUUCACCAUCGACAACAUCCUCAACUUGAGGCCGCCGGGCAAGGACGACUCCGGCGAAAAUGGGUGCGAAAACGACGCCUUUGAGGAGGCGUGGGUCGUCCCGAGGCGGCAUGAGGCCGGAUCCCGGGAAACAGUCGUCGGCGACACGUCAGAACCGCGACCAGCAGCCGGCGCCAAGAAAAAGACACGCACCAUCUUCUCCAAGAGGCAGAUCUUCCAGCUGGAGGCCACGUUCGACGUGAAGCGCUACCUGAGCAGCUCGGAGCGAGCGGGCCUGGCCGGCGCGCUGCAGCUCACCGAGACCCAAGUGAAGAUCUGGUUCCAGAACCGCCGCAACAAGCUCAAGAGGCAGCUGUCGGCGGACGACGACGGGCCCGCAAGCGCGCACGUGCAGAGCGUUUACAAAGAGAGCCUGCGUCUGUUUCCGAUGCCCUUCCCAGUCUUUUAUCCCAACGCAAUCUACUUCUCCAACACGGCCAAAUGUUUUGGACUUUUUGAUGCGGAUAGAUGA